This is a messenger RNA of Girardinichthys multiradiatus, 1502 nucleotides long. RefSeq names its product transmembrane protein 237B-like. NCBI's taxonomy places the organism in Eukaryota, Metazoa, Chordata, Actinopteri, Cyprinodontiformes, Goodeidae. Gene Ontology annotation, biological process: cilium assembly. The record is from RefSeq and is a predicted model, not a curated record. Bases 151 to 1377 code for a protein of 408 amino acids. Gene Ontology annotation, cellular component: ciliary transition zone. The transcript has 14 exons.
GGCUGAGUAAGGUAGCUAGGCAGUGCGUAAACAGCACAGACUGCGUUUACUGAACUUUAAACCGUGUUAUUUAUAAAUAAUUCAUGUUUGCUGUUGACUGUAUGACUGAAUAUUCAUUUCAGUAAAGAGUUUUAGGUGAAAAGCCAGAGAAUGGAGGGGGGAGACGGUAAAAAUAUAAGGUUCAGAGAGCUGCCGCCUCUUCCUCAGCAAGGACAGCGAGCACUUCCUACUAUGUCCAGCCAAGACACAGCAGAUUUUCCAGCCCCAAAACGUAAAAAGAAGAAGCCAAGAAAGGACACAAAUGGAGCAGGGGAUAUGGAUGAUCAGGAAAUGGAAAUGGGAGGGCUCAGCAGCCGGAGGGAGUCUGAUGUCGGAGAUCACCUAACUCUUGAAGCUACAGCAGAUGCUCCAAUACAGAGGAGACGGAAGAAGAAGAAAGCCAUGUCUACAAAUCUGGAAGAAAACCAAGCAGACCUGGUCAAUGGAGAUAUGGGAGAUCAGACAACUGAUGGGGAAGAAGUUGUUAAGAAAGCCAAAAAGAAAAAGAAGUCAAAGGUCGCAGAAUCGCAGGUUCCGGAUGAGUUUUGCCUUGAAGAAGACGACAUCAUAAACGACACCUCUUCACCGAUCCCCCAGCAGUCCCUGUUCUCGGCCCCCCAGGGUCAGAGCCAGCCAGUCAGGAAGCUGUUCGUAGAGAGAAACAAGCGAUUCCAGGCUGCAGAGCGCUCAGACUGGAACACCACCAGUGACCAGAUGGAUAACAUGACCGAGCUACAUCACAUGCAGGCGAAUUGGACCACUAGAGAUGUUUCUGUCCGAGUGCACGAAGGCUUCAGGGUGUUUGGUCUGUACUGUCAUGGUUUCCUGGCUGGCUGCGCCGUGUGGAACGUGGUGGUGGUGUACAUGCUGGCUGGGCAGCACCUCACUGCUCUGCCCAACCUGCUGGAGCAGUACCACAGCCUGGCAUACCCCUCCCAGUCUCUGCUCUACAUGCUAUUGGCCAUCAGCACUGUAGCCUCCUUCGACAGGGUGAAUCUGGCCAAAGGUCAUGUGGCUUUGAGGCAGUUCAUCACUCUGGAUCCAGUGGCUCUGGCUUCGUUCUUGUAUUUCUCAGCGUUGGUCCUCUCUCUGAGCCAGCAGAUGACCAGCGAUCGGAUCAACCUCUACGCAUCCUUCAACACGACAUUAUGGCCUCCAGGGUCGGAGCACCAGAUCCUCCACCCGUGGGUUACCAUCAACUUGGUGGUGGCUCUGCUGGUGGGCUUGGCGUGGAUCUUUAUUGCCACCAGACCUGAGACAGACUACACUGAAGGUUACUUGAGGGCGAUGGAGAUUGAGCUUCCAAAGCCAGAGGACAAAUCAGAAAUUACUACCUGAAAAAAAAAAGAAGCUACUGUAAAUCUCUUCUUACUGCAGCUUUGUUGACAUUUGUGUUUAUAUUAGAGAUUAUUUUUUAUAUUUUUCAAAUGUGCUUAUCUCUUACAAUAAAGAGUUUAAAGUAA